CACGCUGCUAAUUGUCUCGGUGUUGUCAGGAAGGGAAUCCUAGAGCCGGGAGCAACCUGUCUUUAGAUUGAUAUGGAGUCUCUGACCGACAAGGCAGACUGGAUCUCUAGGCCACGGCCGAUGCCGUCCGACACGGCAAGCGAGCCAGGAGACUACUAUCUCGGUUCUAGGCCUACCAGACACCCUAGUCACAUUGCCGGCCUGCGGUGCAGCCGUACUGUUUGUACGGAGCUGGGCAUAUCUCCUUAUCAUUAUACUCGUGCUGAAUGCUGUGCGGCUAUGAUUGAGACAGCAGGGAAAGAGUACACAUUUCAAAGAAUCGAUAGCCCUAUCACAAUUGGGAAAUUCGAUGCGGAAAUAUCUAGGAGACGCUUCUCAGAUGUAGUUGACAAGAGCCGCCCAUAUCCCGAAGACUUUGCUAUUGGGGAGUCCGCUUCUGAAAGAAGAAAGGGGGAUGUCACUGUUCAUGGUGAGCAUGUUAAUGAAAACGGAGAAGAUGCCGUUGGUACGCUCACUGGUUCAUGUCCAGUAUCGAACAACACUGGAAGUGAUUCAAUGCUUUGGCAGACCCCAACGAGAUAUCCGCGUGUGAAAGAGACUCCCAGUGAUCCUACAGCACCAGAGUCCCCUACCGUUUCCUCUCUCACAAAGCUGUUCAAUCUCUACUGCUCCCCCUCUCGACGGUUAGUGACUGGAUACAGCAUGGAUCAGUCUGUCUUGAGAGACGAUCCCUUCACCAUCCCAGGACGUCCUGCUGCUGCAGCUCCAGCUCCAGUUCCUCCUCCCCCUCCCCCUCCCCGUGCACCACAAUUGCCUUCUUACGGAAAUCCGUUGCCGCACUCGAUCCCACAGAACUUGUACGCUGUGCCUACUCAUCAUUACAUGCCUCCAAACCACAUGGCGCCUUAUGGUUACAUCCAGGGACCAUGGGGUAUGAACCUUCACCCUACUGCCAAUGGAACUCUCUGCGUUCCCUCUGCCGUUGGACCUGUUCCCAUGAACCAGCAGUUCCAUGCGAGUCUCAUGCCGGCUUCCCUGCACCUGUCUCACCCUACUCGCCCUGCGUCAAGUCCUCAGCCGAAUAUUUACAAUAUUUUGGAAAGCCCCGCGUCCUUCAUCUCAUCUGUGGCACCUUCUCAGCAGACUCAGGUGCUUCAGGCCAUUGAGCAAACGCAAGCUCCAGAACUCCCUUAUCAGAACUUGACUGUCAUCGCGCCUCCCAGCGCAGCUAGCGUUGACACUGUCGCGUUUCCAACUGAGAUGCCUAUUGGCAGUCUUGUCCAUUUUCAGGGACCGCCUACUGCAGGUGUUAUGAAAAUCGGUAAUAUUCCCUACGGGAUCACCAAACAGGAAAUCAUGCAGUUUCUCGGUCGUCAGACCCGUAUCUUGCGCGGAGAUCCAGGAUCUGCUAUCCACAUCAUCAUGGAACGUUCUACUGCAAAGACUAUGGACUGCUAUGUCGAGCUUGAGACACCUGAAGACGUGCAGGACACAGUGACUCGUAUCAAUCGUGUGCAGGAGCUUGGCCGUCCGCCCCGCCUGGGUGCUCGUCACGUCGAUGUCGAGAUUAGCAGCCAAGAUGUCCUUCUUAAGGAGCUGUUUCCCCGUGCGAAGUGCGUUGUUUGGAGGGGUGGGAGCCCUCAAGUCAUGCCGAAUACCGACCCCUAUUCAACUGGGUUCCAGGGCUUCUUCACUGGAGAGGAAAUGGUGGGCAUGGUUCGUCAUGCAGAGACCCCCCAACGUUCACCUUUUGCAUCAAAGUGCCCUCAGCGCACUUAUGAGUGCAUGAUUAGCACUCUUUAUAAGUUCCCAUGGUAUACUGCAGGGCUCUACACUGUUGAUGACCGCAACACCCUGUUCAAUGCGUGCCAUCGCCAACUGAAGGUGUUGGUGGCUAGAGUCAGACGAUCCCGCACUAUGGGUCUUGACUACAGACUGGUGCAGGACCUUCUCUUUGCUGGUCUGAACUGUCCCGCUUUCAAUGAACGCAUGAAAUUCACACUUGCUGCCCAUUCGGGUCAUUGCGGUGAUGUCGUUAGAUUCCCCAACUCCGGAAAAUAUUUCCCCUUUGACACGCUGGUCAAGAUGCCUGGCUUUGAUGAGCCAACCCUCAUGUACUAUGCCCGCCUCAUCUCCAAGGGUCUCCUCCGGGAGGAUCCAGGUACCGAGGAACUGCCCAACACUUAUCCUGCCAAUGGUUUCCCGUUUGAAUCCCCUUACGGCCACCUCUGGCUCGAGUGGAAGAAGGAUAUUGCCAAGCGCAAGUCAUGGGAAAGUGCCGUUCAGCACGAGAUGAACAUCCUGACCAACCUGGUCCUGAAUGGUUGGGCCAAGGCUGAGCAAGACAGGAGCGGCGGCCACCCGGCUUCCACUCCUGACUCUUUGUCUGGACUUCGUGCAGGCUCAAACAACAGCCGCGCUUCUACCGAUGGAUCAGGAUCGAUCAUAGUCAACGGUCAGCCGAUGCAGCCGACUGCGGUCCCCAGUCUCAGCAGCAGCGGCAGCUCCGUUCGUCGCCCCAGCGAGGUUCUAAACCAGCGCCGUGGUCACCACCACAACGAGACUCGUGCUGAGUUCAACUUCCCAGCGUUUCUGGAAGCCAGUGGAUUCGCCUCCCACCGCGGGGAUCUGACCAUGUCAUCUCCUGCUCGUCUCCCACCUCCUAUCGAGACCGAAUACGAGGAAGGUAGACUGGCCCCCCUGGACCGGGACCCUCGCCAUAUUCAGGGCCCAUACUCCGGCUAGACCUCGAUUUCAAUUCACUGCUACUUUCCCAGCCAGGCAACAGGUCCGUUCCUGAACCGGAGUCAUCCGAGUAUCAAAUCGGAGAUCAGAUGAUAUGGAGGUGUCCGCCAGGACCUUUUCGUCUCUCUAGGUUCCAGUAGCGUAGAUUAGUGAUCAUUUCUCUAUUGCCUCUUCAGGAACAGAAAGUGGUUGAAGAACGAUUUUUUCAUGGCUGCCGCCUUCCCCCGUUUUCCUCUUGGGUUCGUUUCACGUGUGCUGUUUGUUUUGUCUUUCUACCAUUUUGACCGUCUCUAUCUCCGCCUUUCACGAUUACUAGAUGUACAAAA
Molecule: messenger RNA, 3071 nt
Organism: Paecilomyces variotii
Lineage: Eukaryota; Fungi; Ascomycota; Eurotiomycetes; Eurotiales; Thermoascaceae
Exons: 6
Coding region: 73-2745 (890 amino acids)
Molecular function (GO): nucleic acid binding
Source: RefSeq, a predicted model, not a curated record